Molecule: messenger RNA, 1704 nt
Organism: Trachemys scripta elegans
Lineage: Eukaryota; Metazoa; Chordata; Testudines; Emydidae
Gene: TUBB1
Product: tubulin beta 1 class VI
Exons: 4
Coding region: 286-1647 (453 amino acids)
Biological process (GO): mitotic cell cycle; microtubule cytoskeleton organization
Cellular component (GO): microtubule; cytoplasm
Molecular function (GO): GTPase activity; structural constituent of cytoskeleton; GTP binding
Source: RefSeq, a predicted model, not a curated record
CCACAUACUCUGCAACGUACGUCUGAUCUUACAUUCCAUACAUAGGAAGAAAUCCCAGUGAAUGGAAGUUUUGCCUAUAUGUGUGCAGGCUUUGUUAAUAGGGAGAUGAGCAUAACGUGUGUAGUUGGAUACUCCCCUGCUUGUUUGAGUGACGCCGUCACCAGUAUAAAAAAGGCCCUUUUUGAAAUGAGGCCAGUGUGGCUGUAACUGAUACUGCAGGAGAGAGAGGGUUUCUUCCAGAGACUGAGCCAGGCUGUAGAUGCUGAUCUUCCCAGUCUACAUAAAAUGCGUGAAAUUGUGCAUCUUCAGAUUGGCCAAUGUGGAAACCAAAUUGGAGCUAAGUUCUGGGAAGUGAUAAGUGAUGAACAUGGAAUUGAUGUCACUGGGAACUACCACGGUGAUUCACCACUGCAGCUUGAGAGAAUUAAUGUGUACUUCAACGAAGCUCAUUCCAAGAAGUUUGUGCCCCGUUCUAUCUUGGUGGACCUGGAACCCGGAACCAUGGACAGUGUACGGUCCAGCAAAAUAGGCCCACUCUUUCGACCUGACAAUUUUAUUCAUGGUAAUUCAGGUGCUGGCAACAACUGGGCUAAAGGCCAUUACACAGAAGGCGCUGAGCUGAUUGACAGUGUAAUGGAUGUGGUCAGGAAUGAGUGUGAGAGCUGUGAUUGUCUGCAGGGGUUUCAGCUCAUCCACUCACUUGGAGGAGGCACAGGAUCUGGUAUGGGCACACUCCUUAUCAACAAAAUCAGAGAAGAAUACCCUGAUAGGAUUAUGAAUACUUUCAGCGUAGUGCCUUCACCCAAAGUAUCAGACACAGUGGUAGAGCCAUAUAAUGCAAUACUGUCCAUCCACCAGCUGAUAGAGAACACAGAUGAAACCUUUUGUAUUGACAAUGAAGCUCUGUACGACAUAUGCUUUAGAACCCUAAAACUCCCCAGCCCCACCUAUGGUGACCUCAACCAUCUGGUGUCCCUGACCAUGAGUGGUGUCACCACCUCAUUCCGUUUUCCUGGUCAACUCAAUGCAGAUCUGAGGAAGCUGGCUGUGAACAUGGUGCCUUUCCCUCGCUUGCACUUCUUUAUGCCUGGCUUUGCUCCACUGACAGCUCGAGGCAGUCAGCAAUACAGAGCCCUCUCAGUCCCAGAGCUUACCCAACAAAUGUUUGAUGCACGGAACAUGAUGGCAGCUUGUGACCCUCGUCAUGGACGCUAUUUGACUGUGGCAUGCAUCUUCAGAGGCCAGAUGUCUACCAGAGAAGUGGAUGAACAGUUGCUGGCUAUCCAGACCAAAAAUAGUGCCUACUUUGUGGAGUGGAUCCCUAACAAUGUGAAAGUGGCAGUGUGUGACAUACCACCACGAGGGCUGAAGAUGGCAGCCACCUUUAUAGGCAACAACACAGCCAUCCAAGAGCUCUUCAUUAGAGUUUCUGAACAGUUCUCAGCUAUGUUCAGACGGAAAGCAUUUCUCCACUGGUAUACUGGAGAAGGUAUGGAUGAGAUGGAGUUUUCUGAAGCAGAAAGCAACACCAAUGACUUGGUGUCUGAGUAUCAACAGUAUCAGGAUGCCACAGUAGAGGUAGAUGAAUAUAAAGAGGUAGAAGUGGAAGUUAGCCAAGAACAAGAAACAGAUGAAAAAGAUUUUUAAUAUCAGAACGCUAUACAAGAACACUUAUUGAAUGUACGUCCUCUAUAAAAAAAAAAA